CGUCAACGCCAUCUGUAGUAAAACUUUUACCAUUACAUUACAUUCUUAUAAACGCUAUUGUUAAACUUGUUGGAUUUAACUUUUCUUAUUUUGACUGUUUUUUUUUUAUUUACCCUUUUUUUGGUGACCCUUUUUACGUUGGAAACAAUUGAUUUGAUAUUUCCACUAAUUGUGCUAAUGAGUUAAUUAAGGAUAUCUAUAUGUGAGCCAAUAAUUAUGCUGUCAAUACGUAACGCUACUCUGUGAAAAAGAGGCAUACAUUCCGUCCGCUUGUUUUCUUAUUAUUUUGCCCUAAGUUACUUCAGUCAUUUGUUUUCUCUUUCUUUUUUUGCUUCUUUCUUCAUCUUCAUCUUCACCACCAUCGUUAUCAUCAUUCUCUACUUUUAAUUUGGUCUUCUCAGACUGGGCUCUAUUAUUUUUAUGACGGAUGUAAAUAACAUGAUCAACCAAUUUUAAACGGUCAUCCGAUUCCUUCAGAGUGUCCGGGCCUUUGUGUUUCUUCUCAUCUUCUUUAUUUUGUAUUUUUAUUGUGUACCUGCCAUGUAAUCUUAUGAAAAAGUUUAUUUUCCUAUUCAGUGGCCUAUCUUUGUCUCUUCUGAGCAAAAUUUGAGCCCAGUGAUUCAGCGAUGUGUAUUAUACUCUUAAGACAAUUCCAUUUCGUGAUUUUGAUGAUGAUGAGCUGUAUGUUGCAUUUAGUUCCAUGUUCAACCAACAUUACUACCAACGUAAAUGAUAACCACAUUGAAGCAACAUUAUAUCACACUGACGGAAUUCCUGAAGGGCAAAACGAAAGUGAAAAAAAUAUUCCAGACAUAGUCACAUCCAUAAGUCAACCAAAUAAAUUGCCAAACAGGCAAGUUUGCCCACCGAUUCCUAGUAUUCCUCAUGCUGUACCUAAUGUUCAAAAUCCAAAUAUCUCUGUCGUUGCUGGCACAACGGUAACUUAUUCCUGUGAUAAUGGUUAUUAUCGAAGUCACGGAUCCUACGAGAUCAAAUGUAUUACUUAUCCAUCCAUUUUACCAUUUAUUACAAGAACUAAAUGGGAAAAUUCAACUCUGGUCUGUCAAAUAAUCACAUGCACUGAUCCAGGCUUUGUUGAGAAUGCUGUUAGAAUUGCCGUUGGUUUUAAUUAUGCUUCCAACAUUAGCUAUAGCUGUAAUCCAGGCUAUGUUAUGUCUGGUGCGCCGUUCCUCCAUUGUACCCAAAACGGUGUCUGGAAUAGACAACUGCCUAGAUGUGAUCCUGUUUCAUGUCCAAAACUGGAGAAUCCUCAAAUCGGAUCUAUCGUGUAUAGUGAUAGUAAACGUUCUUACAAAUCCACCGCAACUAUUUCGUGUCCACCCAAAUAUCAUGUAGAAAAAAGCGUUUCUUUAUCAUGUGAAUCUAAUGGCAAAUGGAAGGGCAGUUUGUCUAGAUGUGUUGAAAAUUUCUGCCUCAACUAUGCGACUUCGCGUUCCGGUGUUUUAACUCUACCCAGGAAAAGUCAGUAUUCUAUCGGAGCUACUGUACUUGCAACAUGUCACGAUAAAAACAGAACAACUAUACGUUGUAAAGAAGAUGGCUCUUGGGAGUUGAAUGGUUUCAAAUGUUCUGAUCCCGGUAAAAAAUUUUGCUCUGUAAUAACACCACUUGAGAACGGUCGACAUAAUGGAUCUUCCAAGAUCACUGGUUAUUCUGAUGGGGUUGUCAUAGCUUUUUACUGCAAUCCUAAUUAUUAUCGCGAUGGCCCACCUUGGAUUCGUUGUCGUCAUGGGAGCUGGACUUCGAAUAAACCUAGAUGUGUCUUACACGAAUAUGGCUCUCUUUCACGGUCACCAUCAUCAUCAUCAAAUCAGCUCACUGUUUUAGGAACUGUAUUGUUUGUUAUUUUAUUUUUCAUACUCAUAGUUUUAUCCAUCAUUUUACAUCGUCUCCGUCAAAGACAUCUUGAGAAACAGUAUUGGAAAAGAUAUUUUGGUAAUCAUACAUAUCGACAAAGUAGAACCAAUAUAACUGCUACCUGUAAUCAAGAGAUGAGAUUUUUCUGCCAAUCAAGAAGUACAGUUCCUGUAACAGAUCUAUGAGAGGUUUAUAUUUUUUUCUUGAAAACUGACCAAAAAUAUGAAAAAACCAAAAACACCGACUGUUGAACAUAUUAUACAUAAAUUUUUUAUCUUUCCACUGUGUUUUUAUUGUCUAUAUUUGGUAAAUUCUUGUUUUUCACUUUAUAAAAUUUUGUGAAUACGAAUCAUAGCUCAGUUCAUUCACAACUCAUCAAGUAUUUUGUUUUACCGAUUGUAUUUAUCUAUCUAAAUUGAAUCUAAAAGAUUGGUAAACUAUGUAAAAAAGUAAUAAAGUCACUUUGCUUAAA
This is a messenger RNA of Tetranychus urticae (two-spotted spider mite), 2350 nucleotides long. Its product is annotated as beta-2-glycoprotein 1. Lineage: Eukaryota; Metazoa; Arthropoda; Arachnida; Trombidiformes; Tetranychidae. The record is from RefSeq and is a predicted model, not a curated record.